Lolium rigidum is the source of this 711-nucleotide messenger RNA. Its product is annotated as germin-like protein 5-1. The record is from RefSeq and is a predicted model, not a curated record. Bases 1 to 711 code for a protein of 236 amino acids. NCBI's taxonomy places the organism in Eukaryota, Viridiplantae, Streptophyta, Magnoliopsida, Poales, Poaceae. Gene Ontology annotation, molecular function: manganese ion binding. Gene Ontology annotation, cellular component: cell wall. The transcript has a single exon.
AUGGCUGCGGCGUCGAUGCUUCUCUUGGUGGCCACUCUCGUUGUCAGCCAUGGCGUCGACGCCUUCGACCCCAACCCUCUACAAGACUUCUGCGUGGCCGACAACGAGUCCAAGGCGCGCGUGAACGGGGUGCCGUGCAAGGACCCGGCGACCGUGGUGCCGGACGACUUCUUCUUCGCCGGCGCGGACAAGCCCGGCGGCGCCGAGAGCCAGCGCUACGGGUACUCGUCGCUGCCCGUGCGGAUCCCGGGCCUGAACACGCUGGGCGUGUCGCACGCCCGCGUCGACGUCGCGCCGGGGGGCGUCUUCCCGCCGCACUACCACCCGAGGGCGUCCGAGACGGCACUGGUGCUGGAGGGCUCCUCCGUCUACUUCGGCUUCCUCGACUCCGGCAACAGGCUCUUCGCCAAGGUGCUCCGCAAGGGCGACGUGUUCGCCGUGCCGCAGGGUCUCGUCCACUUCGUCCUCAACAACGGCAGCGCGCCCGCCGUGCUCUACGCCACGCUCAGCAGCCAGAACCCCGGCAUGGUGCUCCUCGCGGACGCGCUCUUCGCCGUUGCGGCGCCAUCGCCACUCCCGGAAGAGCUUCUCGCCAGGACGCUCCUGACGGACAGGCGGACCGUGGAGGAGAUCCGGGCAAACUUCGAGCGCCGGUCUUUGUCGUCGGGCUUCUUGAUGGCUGGCCCUGGCGGCGAGAGCCACGCUAGUUAG